AUGUCGCCGGCUACUGAAAAGAAGAACCUGCCUACGCGGAAGGCGAACGUGGCCAAGAAGGUCGUGCAGAAGGGUAGCUCGGGUCAGCAGCGUGUGCGCAAGGUGUACACCUCGCCCUCUUUCCACCGCCCUAAGACUCUCCGUCUUGCGCGCAACCCGAAAUACCCUCGCAAGAGUGCCCCUCAUGCGCCGCGCACUGACGCUCACAAGAUUCUCUUGUUCCCUCUGAACACUGAGAGCGCCAUGAAGAAGAUUGAGGAGGUGAACACUCUUGUCUUCAUUGUUGACCGCAAGGCCAACAAGCGCCAGAUUAAGCAGGCGCUGAAGAAGGUCUACGACGUCGACGCUGCCAAGGUGAACACGCUCAUCCGUCCCGACGGCAAGAAGAAGGCGUUCAUCCGUCUGACUGCGGACGAGGAUGCUCUUGACGUGUCGAACCGCAUUGGUUUCAUUUAA
Malassezia sympodialis ATCC 42132 is the source of this 456-nucleotide messenger RNA. RefSeq names its product 60S ribosomal protein uL23 (gene RPL25). The record is from RefSeq and is a predicted model, not a curated record. NCBI's taxonomy places the organism in Eukaryota, Fungi, Basidiomycota, Malasseziomycetes, Malasseziales, Malasseziaceae. Gene Ontology annotation, cellular component: ribosome. Gene Ontology annotation, biological process: translation. Gene Ontology annotation, molecular function: structural constituent of ribosome; rRNA binding.